Auxenochlorella protothecoides is the source of this 1935-nucleotide messenger RNA. Its product is annotated as DEAD-box ATP-dependent RNA helicase 42. Bases 1 to 1935 code for a protein of 644 amino acids. Lineage: Eukaryota; Viridiplantae; Chlorophyta; Trebouxiophyceae; Chlorellales; Chlorellaceae. The record is from RefSeq and is a predicted model, not a curated record. Gene Ontology annotation, molecular function: RNA binding; ATP binding; RNA helicase activity. The transcript has 6 exons.
AUGCCCAACACCGAUCUGCAGCGCCCGGGAUGGGCCCCAGCAGUGGGAGCCGCGACCUGCCUGCCCGACCCAGCGGCGGUGAUCAUCGGGACCAGUCCCGUCACGGGGAGGGCAGCGAGCAUCGAGAACGGCACCGACGUAAAGACAAGGCGCAACGAGGACACUGCCCCAGAAGAGCAUGAGGAGGUGAAGGCGGCCCCACCCAUCGACGACCGGCGGGAGAAGAGGAUGCUUGCAUGGCGGCAGGCCGCCGCUGCGGCUGCCGCUGCUGCCGCCGCGCAGACUGCUGCGCCACGGGAGGGUGGCGACCGCAGCGCCUUGCAGGUGCCCCUUGGCCGGCCCUCUUCCGGGACGGGCGCCUCCACGAGCCCUCGGCGGGGGUGGAACCUGGAAGAUGAGGCCUCUGCCUCGGAGGACGAGGGCGAUAGCGGUCAGCGAGCCCAGGAAGCCGCCACCCUGGCUUCAAACGGGGGGGAGGAGGGGCCGCAGCGCGGCGCGCUGGGCACGACGAACCAUGCUCCCGCCGCGGCCGGCGCUGACGAUGACGAGGAGAUCGACCCCCUUGACGCCUUCAUGGCCCAGAACGACGCCGCGCUGGCCAGCACCACGCUGGAGCCGACCUCGCCCACCGCGGGUGCACCGCCGGAUGAGGGGAAGGAGGGGGACAAUGAGGUAGACCCCCUGGACGCCUUCAUGGCGGGCGACGCCUUCCAGCGUGACCUCCUGCCUACACAGGCGACGGCCACAACUGCGACGCCGCCGGCGCCGGGAGCGACGCCCGCCUCGGCGCCCUCUCGACCCACGGGCAGCGAGGCCGGGUCCGACAGCGACGCCAGCGGGGACGGGCUGGACGAGGAGGACGAGGAUGAGGACGACGCGGAGUGGAUGCGCAAGCUGCAGGCGGGCAAGCUGUCCAAGGGCGACCGCCUGGCGCCCGCGGACCAUGCGUCCAUCGCCUACGCGCCCUUCCGCCGCAACUUCUACCGCGAGCCGGAGGCCCUGGCGCGGCUGGGCGAGGAGGAGGCGGGGCUGAGCGGGCGGCUGUACGAGCUGCUGCGGCGCGACGGGUUCGAGGCACCGCUGCCCAUCCAGGCCCAGGCCCUGCCCGCCAUCAUGUCGGGGCGGGACACCAUCGGCAUCGCCAAGACCGGGUCGGGCAAGACGCUGGCCUACGUGCUGCCCCUGCUGCGCCAUGUCAAGGACCAGCCGCCGCUGGCGCUGGGCGAGGGCCCGAUCGCGCUGGUCAUGGCGCCCACGCGGGAGCUGGUGUCCCAGAUCACGCGCGAGGUGCGGCGCUUCGGCAAGCCCCUGGGCGUGCGCGCCACGGCGGUGUACGGCGGUUCCGGCGUGGCCAACCAGAUCUCGGAGCUGAAGCGUGGGUCCGAGGCCGUGGUGUGCACGCCCGGGCGCAUGAUCGACAUCCUGGUGACCAGCGGCGGCAAGAUCACAAACCUGCGCCGCGUGACCUACCUGGUGCUGGACGAGGCGGACCGCAUGUUCGACAUGGGGUUUGAACCCCAGAUCGCGCGCAUCGUGAACAACAUCCGCCCCGACCGCCAGACCGUCAUGUUCUCGGCCACCUUCCCACGCCAGGUGGAGGGCCUGGCCCGCGCGCUGCUGGCCGACCCCGUGGAGAUCCAGGUGGGGGGGCGGUCGGUGGUCAACGCCGACAUCGCGCAGUUCGUGGAGCUGCGGGCCGAGGAGGACCGCCUCUGGCGCCUGCUGGAGCUGCUGGGCGAGUGGUACGAGCGCGGCAAGCUCCUCGUCUUCGUCGCCAGCCAGGAGCGGUGCGACAACCUCUUCCGCGACCUCCUGCGCCACGGCUACCCCUGCCUCUCCCUGCACGGCGGCAAGGACCAGAGCGACCGCGAGAGCACCAUCUCCGACUUCAAGUCUGACGUCUGCAACAUCCUCAUCGCCACCUCGGGUGAUUAA